This is a messenger RNA of Drosophila gunungcola (fruit fly), 965 nucleotides long. RefSeq lists its product as uncharacterized. The record is from RefSeq and is a predicted model, not a curated record. Bases 1 to 390 code for a protein of 129 amino acids. The transcript has 2 exons. NCBI's taxonomy places the organism in Eukaryota, Metazoa, Arthropoda, Insecta, Diptera, Drosophilidae.
AUGAUUCAACUUAUAAACACUUUAACAAAUGUAAAUUUAAUAAAUGUAAGCCUUAAACAGCUAUACUUCCAACCAGAAUCACUCUUUACUAACCUACCGGGACACACACUUCUUGUCUUUACAGGCGAUACUCCACAGUUCUUCUUCACCAAGGGCCAACGGGAGUCCAUUAAGCUAAACUACGGCGGUCAUAGCUACGUAAAGUUCAUGGAGAACGGCCGCGGGACCAAGUGGAUCUGUGCUACCCGCUCCACCACCAAGUGCCGUGCCCGAAUCCGCACUACCAAAAACAACCGCCUGGAGGUGCUACAUGCCCCCCACAAUCACGAUCUGGCACCACAGAAAAAGGAGCGAGGACGCCUCCGCCAAAGGAUUAAAACCGGAAAGUAGUUAAGAGUGUAAGAGACUUCAGACCCAAAUUGGAAUUAGGGGUUAUUUGGUGUUUAAGACCUCGUAUUACUUGCUCAGUUUAGUUUCAUCUUAUGUUUGCAAUGCAACAUCUGCUCCUAUUGUUCUGCUUGUUUAUAUGAUAAGCUAAAAACUAACAUCGAAAUACUUUUAAAUUUCGCACUAACAUUUUAAACAGGACUUCUUUAAUGCUGAACAAAUUAAAUUCAUUUUGGCUUCUUAGUUUGUUUGAUUGUGUAGCUAUUGCCAUACCUUUAAUUUGUCUAACAUUUAAAGUUUAAUAUAUGUCUUCCUAUUUUAGUUUAUUCUGAUCCAAUGCAAUGAAGCGUUAAACACAAGAUUGGUUAAGUUAAAUUCUUUGAGCCUACAAAAUGAUAUGUGAAGAUCCUUUUUAAUAGACCUUGUAAGACUUUUUAAAGCGGUGUCAAUUAUAUUUUUAUAUAUCACGCUGUAAGAAAUCGAAUGAAAAUAGAAACAGGAUAUGAAAUCCCAUGACGCAAAACCAUAGUAUGUAUUGCAUUAAAUUGAGAUCAAUAAUAAUAAAAAUAUGAACAUGA